Bipolaris sorokiniana ND90Pr is the source of this 648-nucleotide messenger RNA. RefSeq lists its product as uncharacterized. The record is from RefSeq and is a predicted model, not a curated record. NCBI's taxonomy places the organism in Eukaryota, Fungi, Ascomycota, Dothideomycetes, Pleosporales, Pleosporaceae. The coding region runs from base 4 to 648 and encodes 214 amino acids. The transcript has a single exon.
GAGAUGGGGAGGGGUGGAUGGGGGAUUGAAAAUGCGACGGUGGGGUUUGAAGAGGAGGGAGGAGGAGGAGGAGGAGAUAGAGGGAAGUUUGGAGGAUCGAUGGGUGGACUAUGGCAGGCUAUGACGCUCCCUUCGAGUCCGGUACUAGGGUGUCAGAGUACGACUUAUAUUGGCACCGAUACGGAGUCUACACUGCGGAAUCCAACUCACGUAUUUCGAAACUCCUUCGGCGCUGGUACGCAUCUUGAGCAGCAAAUGAGUAUGAUACAAUUCAACAUCGCCGCCCGCGCAGCUAGAAUCAAAGAACUGAAGAAAGCCGAGCCAGCGAUGGGAUAUAGGGAUGUUGAUGUUGAAGCGCUACUGCAGCAUCUACGGCAAGAACAGAGCGAAGCACAGAUGCGGCUGUGGAAAAAGUCGCAGGAGAAAUGGUUGCAUGAUUAUCUGGCCAAGGGACGGAGUCUCGGUCUCGUGGCGCCGGGGACGGUGUAUGCGGUGCAGGAUGCGAAGAAGGGAUGUUGGGUUCGGCCUGGACCCAGGGAGUUCGAUGUCGUUUGUAUUUCCGAUAUAGAUGCGGAGAAAGGGACGAUGGGGUAUACUCUAGCUGAGGGCGAGUGGGUGGGCGAUUUACUUCUCAGCGCGUUGAAAUGA